GUUGCGAUGGGUGUCCAUGGGCUCACCACCUACCUCCGCGACCACAAACGCUCUCUCACACGCACACUCGACUUUUCCGCACAGCCAGGUGCAUCCGCUGUCUUUGUCGUAGACGGGUGGUCGUUUAUCUACGAGCUCUAUGGCGAGUCGAAGCUUCCUUGGGUGUAUGGAGGAGAGUAUGCCGCGUUCGGGGAGCACGUCGAGGACGUCGUCCUAGCGUGGAUCGGCGUGGGGCUGCAGCUGCAUUUUGUGUUUGAUGGCCCCGAACCCGAGCUCAAACUCCCCACUGUCAUCAGCCGGCUCAACCGUACAAACGUCGAAGGCCCACUCCUCUUCUUCCGCACGUCUCCCGCAUCGCGCAGCACACCCCGCUUCUUGCGCGAAACCGCACUUCUCCCACCCCUUGCUUACGCCGCAUGUUUGCAGGCGCUCCAAAAGCUCGCAAGCACCACGCCAGCGGUGCAGGUACACCACGCAGAUGAGGAAGGCGAUCCAUUCGCGGUCGAGCUCGCGGGCAGGUUAGGGGGAUACGUCCUCGGGAACGACUCGGACUUUGUGAUUCUCAAUUCAGGGGAGUAUAAGGGGUAUGUACAGCUCAACGAGAUGAUGUGGGUUGCGAAUGCACCGCCUUCCACUCCCGCAACGCCCAGUGCCACGUCCACCGCGGAUGCGGACUGGGGCGCGGACGAUGGCGGAUUCACGCCUGUCAAAGCCAAAUCGAAGAAAAAACGACAGCCCGUGUUCGACCCAAGGGUGACCUAUGGUCUCAUCCCCCCUCUCGACGUCGUCCCAGAUGACCUCGUUCUAUCUGUGUCUGUAUACGAGCCCGCCUCACUCGCCGCACAGCUCAAGAUCCCCACCACCCUCUUACCCUUACUCGGCGCGCUAGUAGGCAACGACUUCUCGAACCACACCUCGACGCAGCGCAACGUCCAAUCCCUCUUCUUCGAGCGACACUUCACCCUCUCACAGCGCAUCGCGCACGUCGGCACCGUGCUCAGCACCAUCCUCUCUGCCGCAACCUCAGCAGCGCACCAAAAGCGAAAAGCAAAGCACCAGCUCGGGAGCGUGAUGGACCUCAUCGACAGGGCAGUCACAGCGCUGCUCAGCCCUCGCACUACGACCAACAUGGGGCCGGGCGAAGUGGACGCGAUCGUGGACCGGAUUGUAAAUGCUGCACUACAGUACGCGAUUCCGCGGGACGACGGGGGUCAGCUUUGGCCGACAACAAUAUGCGCGUUGCACGGGCCAGAGCAGUGUACCCUGCCCGUGCUGUUCUCCCGCGCGCUGUCUCAGCCCGCCGAGGAACCCGACGCCACAUCGGACGACCUCGACGCGGACACACGCGGGCAUCACGGCCGUCAGAACCGCAGAAACUCUGCCCUCGAUCCCGCCGCCGUUGUCAACGCGAUCCACCAAGCUGGCGCGGGCAACGACGAUCCGCGCACGGCCCAGCGGGAGGAGAUCCGGGACAUGUACAUCGAGGCGUACCGGGCUGGACGGCUCUCGCCCAAGGUGCUCGACGCGCUCAGCACGGCGACGUUUUGGCCCCGCAUCUUUCUCGAGAACCCGGACGCGGAGAAUGUAGCUCGGAGUCUCGGCCGACCGCUCCGAACGUGGCUGUACGCGGUGUUGGAUGAUGCCGUUGGCUUGCCCGAGCCUCCUCCCGAGCCGGAGCCAGAGCCGGAUGAUGAAGAGAGCCAGGCACAAGGAGAGGGUGCGGACGAGGAUGAGGACGAUGGAGACCCAGACGAGCUCAUCGACGUCGAAGAGGAAGACUCGGACGACGACGGGGUGGACAUUCUCGCGCCGCUCAGAGGCGAGCUGCAAAAGCUGCGCCCGCCCUCCCAGGACGAUUCAGACACCGGAAUAGCAGCACGCGACCGCUCGUGCUCGCGCUCCGUGCGCUCGCGGGCCAAGUACAUCACCGAGCACGUGCGCCGCGGGACGCGUGUCGCGCCGGAGGAGGUCCUUGUGCCUGACCUGGGCGAUCUGCUCUCGCAGUCGGGGUAUCUGGAGUACGACCAGGAGAACUGGAUUCCGCUGCAGCUCAGGAGCGAGGAGGAGCGGCUGACGUUGCUGUUGAGGGUGCUGGGCAGCGAUAUGGAGGGUGUCAGGGGGGUGGAGAAGAGCAGGGUCGUGUAUGUGCUUGCGCUACGGUGGGUGGUCAGGAGUAUGCAUAAGAGGGCGCGGGAGAAUCCAGAGAGCAGGGAAAGGCAGCUGGAGCGGUGGACACGCGGGGAGGCGGCUGCGUUCGUGCUUACGUGCGUUCACUCUGCUCCUGCAGCCUCCCGCCCAUCUUUGGCAAGUGAAAGCGAAGAGGGGCCAGCGAUCGAUGACAGAAACAUCCAGCUUGUCGCACAAUUCCUCGCUGCCCUCGAAGCGGUUCACCUACUCGCGCAGGCCCUGCUUCUCUCGGAGCGUGUACCGUUUGACGUCGGCAGGCUCUCUGGGUCCGCAUUGCACGCUGCCCUAAACGCGAAGCUGUCCAUCGAUAUUGCAAGCGCUGUCCCUGGCAAGCUGUGGGCCGCGUGCACUCAGGGCCUCGAAGAAGCUCUCGCGGAAGACAGGAGGAAGCGGGCGAAGAAGGAUCGACAGAAGGGUGCUGCUCAGGUUCAUGUUAAUGGCGUCAACGGCGCUUCGGCGCCGCAGAAGAUGGGUGGACACUAUAGGGGUAAUGUUGUGAGGGUCGGUGGACAGAGGGUGACAAACGGAGCGAGUUUGUUUGGAAUGCUCGCGGACAUGCAGGACUCGUAGUGUCCAUUCAUUGAUUCGUUGUGAUAAUCAUCGAGUCAGGGUUAUGGAACAGGCGUCUAAGGUCCAAUCGUACGUACCUAUAACAUGUCACUUGCUGUUGUGGAUGUUUUUGGACGAAGAAGCUCCAGGGUUGUACAGCGC
Messenger RNA from Coniophora puteana RWD-64-598 SS2, 2898 nucleotides. RefSeq lists its product as uncharacterized. The coding region runs from base 7 to 2757 and encodes 916 amino acids. The record is from RefSeq and is a predicted model, not a curated record. Lineage: Eukaryota; Fungi; Basidiomycota; Agaricomycetes; Boletales; Coniophoraceae. The transcript has 3 exons.